Glycine soja is the source of this 585-nucleotide messenger RNA. RefSeq lists its product as uncharacterized. The coding region runs from base 1 to 585 and encodes 194 amino acids. The transcript is spliced from 2 exons. NCBI's taxonomy places the organism in Eukaryota, Viridiplantae, Streptophyta, Magnoliopsida, Fabales, Fabaceae. The record is from RefSeq and is a predicted model, not a curated record.
AUGACUGCUGAGAUCAAAGCUUUGGAAUCCAAUAACACAUGGACCUUAGUUCCCCUUCUAGUUGGAAAACAAUGCAUUAGCUGCAGGUGCUUCCUUGGUUCCUUGAAAUAUUUUCUGGGUCUGGGAAUUGCAAAAUCCAGCAAGGGCAUUGUCCCGACUCCGCGAAAAUAUGCUCUUUCUCUGUUAGAAGAUACUGGCUUCCUUGGCUGCAAACCAUCUUCUCUUCCAAUGGAUCCAAAUUUAAAGCUUAGCAUGCUCAAUGGUGAAUUACUACUUGAUCCCUUAAUGUACAGGCGUUUACUUGGUAGCCUAAUGUAUCUAACUAUUUCAAGGCCAGAUAUUACAUUUGAUGUUAACAAGCUAAGCCAGUACAUGCAGAAUCCAAGGAAACCUCAUCUAUAUGUUAUGCAUCAUCUUCUCCAAUACAUCAAAGGUACUCUAGGUCAAGGUCUUCAUUUUCCAACAAGUAAUUCCUUCAAUUUGUCUGCCUAUGCAGAUGCUGAUUGGGGAGGAUGGUUGGACACACGCAGAUCCACAUUUGGUUCCUGUGUGUUUCUAGGAGAUGCUUUAAUAUCAUGGAAGUAA